CAUUAACGUGACCACAUAACACAAGAUUUGACACAAAUAAUGGAGGAGUAGAAACCCAACAACUUUACCUUCUUCUACCAUGGCUGCUUUAUGAAUUUCAUUUCAUUCCAAAUAAGAAGAAAAAAAAAGGAAAUCUUCAAUCCUCAAAACUUUUGCUUUUUUUUUCUGCUUCUCUCUCUCUCUCUCUUUAUCUCUCUAUCUGUUCUGCAAAAGUUUUGGGGUUUUGCGGAUGAAGAAAUCAUUGCUUGGAGGUGAUGCAAAUCAGUAUCUUCUUCUAUUUGUCUCAGCUACCUUCUUCCUCACCUCAUCCGCUUGCUCCAAUGGCGAAUGCCAGGUAUUAGAAUCGUGCUCUGCAGCUACUGAUUGUGCAGCUGGUCUUUACUGUGGUAAUUGCCCUCAAUUAGGUAAAACUCAGCCUUUCUGCAUCAGAGGCCAAGCUGUUGUCCCUACCUCCAUUAUUAAUGGGUUGCCAUUCAACAAAUACACAUGGCUUGUAACCCAUAAUGCCUUUUCAAUUGUGGAUGCUCCCCUCUUGACGGGUCCUCAGAGGAUCACAUUUUACAAUCAAGAAGAUACUGUCACCAACCAAUUAAGAAAUGGCGUUAGAGGAUUGAUGUUGGAUAUGUACGACUUCGAGAACGAUAUCUGGCUCUGCCACUCAUUCCAUGGGCAGUGUUUGAAUAUUACCGCCUUUCAACCUGCAAUUAACACAUUGAGGGAAGUGGAAGCAUUCUUGAGUUUAAACCCGACUGAGAUUGUGACCAUUAUAAUAGAGGAUUAUGUGCAUACUCCUAGAGGGUUGACUAAGCUAUUUGUGGAUGCUGGGUUGGACAAGUACUUGUUUCCAGUUUCCAAGAUGCCAAGAAAGGGUGAGGAUUGGCCUACGGUGACCGAUAUGGCACAACAAAAUCAUAGGUUACUGGUUUUCACUUCUGAUUCUUCAAAGGAAGGUACCGAAGGUAUUGCUUACCAGUGGAGAUACAUGGUGGAAAAUGAUCCUGGAGAUCCUGGAGUAGAACAAGGCUCAUGCCCCAAUCGAAAAGAAUCAAAGCCGCUUACUUCAAAAACGACAUCUCUUUUUCUUCAAAACUAUUUCCCAACUAUGCCGGUACAAGCUGAAGCUUGCAAAGAGCAUUCAGCUCCAUUGAUGGAUUUGGUUGGCACCUGCUACAAGGCAGCUGGGAAUGUGAUGCCCAACUUCUUGGCUGUGAAUUUCUACAUGAGAAGUGAUGGAGGAGGUGUAUUUGAUGCUUUGGAUAGAAUGAAUGGCCCAAGUUUGUGUGGGUGUGUUUCAGUUACUGCUUGCCAGACCGGGGCAUCAUUUGGAGCUUGUAGAAACAAUGCAGUAUCUAAUUCCACGUCGCCAAGGGGUCCUUCAGGAAGUUUUUCAGGAACUGUCCAGUUGACAGGAUCUGCUUCGCGAAUAGAUCUUACAAGUCUGUUGGUCAUUUAUGGAUUUCAUGUUUUCCUGAUAUUAUCGGUACUUAAUUUGAACUAGAUAUAAAUAUCAUAGGUGAAGAUAAGCGCGACUUCAUUGAGGCUUGGCUCUUGUAUGUUAUAAUAUUAAGUUAAAACUUAGACUAGGUAUACUUCACGCCCACUCACACGGUGAUAGGUCAAGCAGUGGUGGCUGGAUAACGUCUCGAGCAAGUUUUUUCUAUUUGGGAGCUGUGUGUGCAAGUUUGAGAUCAAGAAUAUGGCUAAUGGUUUGAGGCAAUAUCGGCGCAUUAUUCUGGUUUUUCAAUGAGCAAGUAGGAGAGAUUGAGAUGUAGCAUUUGGGAGGUGACCUUGUUAUCAUGGUUUUCUCUGUUUUCUUGUUGGUUUUUCUUUAUUCUAAAGUGUAAUGUACCACCAUCUAACAUUGUAUUUUGCUCUUCAAAAGAAAGGGGUUCUUUCUUUUUUGCAAUUUAAUGACUUGUAUAUUAAUCAAGAUGAUAUUAGAGUAUCUCUAA
Cynara cardunculus var. scolymus (artichoke) is the source of this 1952-nucleotide messenger RNA. RefSeq names its product PI-PLC X domain-containing protein At5g67130. The transcript is spliced from 9 exons. The record is from RefSeq and is a predicted model, not a curated record. Gene Ontology annotation, molecular function: phosphoric diester hydrolase activity. Gene Ontology annotation, biological process: lipid metabolic process. NCBI's taxonomy places the organism in Eukaryota, Viridiplantae, Streptophyta, Magnoliopsida, Asterales, Asteraceae. The coding region runs from base 230 to 1498 and encodes 422 amino acids.